GUAGCAGCUGUACGCGUACUCGCCAGUUCAUUCUCAAAAAUACAACGCUUCCUCCAGGUUUAGUUUAUAAAGUUUAAAUUCUAAACGUCCGUUUGUUUUUGGCGAGCAUGAGUCUGUUAGGAUUUUGAGACUCGGUUGUUAAAGUCGUUGAUAGAGUCUAGUUUGGUAACUGAUGGCGUUACUGUGUGUUGUGGUGAGUGGAGUGAUUCUCACUGCUGUAAUAUUAAUAACACUCUUCAUUUUACGAUUAUUUGGGAUUUUGCGACGUGGAUGUGAAUAUAAACCAGGAAAGAAGGGCUCUGUGUCAGUCCUGGUGGUGGCAGGGUCGGGAGGACACACAACAGAAAUCAUCCGUCUGAUGGGGAGUUUGUCUCAGUCUUACAGCCCUCGACACUAUGUGAUCGCAGACACCGAUAAAAUGAGCGAAGAGAAGAUCCGAACAUUUGAAGCAGAGCGGGAGAAAAGCUCUUCACCCUCUCAGUUCACCAUUCACCGGAUUCCUCGCAGUCGGGAGGUGCGUCAGUCGUGGAGUUCCUCCGUGUUGAGUUCCCUCGGUGCUCUGAUAACGUCCGUCCCGCUGGUCUUCAGGCUUCAGCCGGAUGUGGUGCUGUGUAACGGUCCAGGAACAUGCGUCCCCCUGUGUGCUGCUGGGCUGCUCCUGGGUAUCCUGGGCCUAAAAAGAGUCCUGAUCGUCUAUGUGGAGAGCAUCUGUCGUGUAGAAACACUGUCUCUAUCUGGGAAGAUCCUCUAUUACUUUUCGGACUACUUUUUUGUUCAGUGGACGCCACUAAAAGACAAAUACCCAAACGCCAUCUUCUUGGGGAGACUGGUGUGAUCCCUUUCCGUGGACUUUUUCACUUUUGCGUUGAGAAUUACAAAUCCUUUUGACACUGUUCUUCACAUUCAGCUCAUUCCUGUGCGGUUACUGAUGCGCCGAAUGCACAGCUAUGACAACUCGCUGAAUUUAGUCUUUUCAAACAGUCACGACAGGCCGAUGAGAUGUCCUGUUCUACUUUUCACGCCUUCUUGAAAAGUCAACAAAACUAAAGCCAGAGAUGUUUUUACACGUGCAGGUUCUUCUAAUUGCAUUCAUAGUUUGGGUGCUUCUUUUGAUGCGCCACUUCAUAGGAAACAGUAUUUGGCUUUUGAUCACUAGUUUGUCCAUUAUGCUGACAUUUAGAUAAUUGGAAGACUUGUUUUAAAUAUAUGUCGUGAUACGUUUUUUUAAAGUGUUGUCAUGAAAUAUUUUUCAGCUCACCACGCAUUUCGGUGGUACUUCAUUGUCCUCCUGUGCUGGAAUGUGGUUGAAGGGGAAAUGGUGUGAAAUACAGACUAAACGGAUGGAAAAGCUGCAA
Molecule: messenger RNA, 1355 nt
Organism: Puntigrus tetrazona (Sumatra barb)
Lineage: Eukaryota; Metazoa; Chordata; Actinopteri; Cypriniformes; Cyprinidae
Gene: alg14
Product: ALG14 UDP-N-acetylglucosaminyltransferase subunit
Exons: 4
Coding region: 173-835 (220 amino acids)
Biological process (GO): dolichol-linked oligosaccharide biosynthetic process
Cellular component (GO): UDP-N-acetylglucosamine transferase complex
Source: RefSeq, a predicted model, not a curated record